This is a messenger RNA of Haliotis rufescens (red abalone), 1503 nucleotides long. Its product is annotated as proline-rich extensin-like protein EPR1. The coding region runs from base 1 to 1503 and encodes 500 amino acids. Lineage: Eukaryota; Metazoa; Mollusca; Gastropoda; Lepetellida; Haliotidae. The record is from RefSeq and is a predicted model, not a curated record. The transcript has 2 exons.
AUGGUCGAAAAGCCCCCUUUUCCCAGUCCUCUGCUCCAAGUCUCCUGCUCCCAGCCCCCUGUUCCCAGCCCCCUGCUCCCACCCAACUGCUCCCAGUCCUCUGCUCCCAGUUACCUGCUCCGACCCCACUGCUCCCAGCCACCUUCACCCAGCCCCCCUGUUCCCACCACCCUGUUCCGAGUCUCCUGCACCCAGCCCCCUGUUCCCACUCACAUAUUUCCAGUCCCAUGCUCCCAAUCCCCUGUUCCCAACCCACUGUUCUCAGCCCCCCUGUUCCCACCACCUUGUUCAGAGUCUCCUGCUCCCAAACCCCCUGUUCCCAACCCACUGUUCUCAGCCCCCUUUUCCAACUACCCUGUCCCCAGACUCCUGCACCCAGGCCCCUGUUCCCAGUCCCUUGUUCCCACCUUCCCUUUUCGAGUCUCCUGCUCCCGGUCCCAAGUCCCCCCCCCCCCCCCCCCCCCCCCCCCUCUCUCGGUCCCAAGCUCUCAUCCCCAUGCUUUCUGUUCAAAGCUCUCAUACCCAUGCUCCAGGUCCCAAGCUCUCAUCCCCCAUGCUCCCGGUCCCAAGCUCUCAUCCCCAUGCUCUCGGACCCAAGCUCUCAUCCCCAUGCUUUCUGUCCAAAGCUCUCAUCCCCAUGCUCUCGGUCCCAAGCUCUCAUCCCCAUACUCUCAGUCCCAAGAUCUCAUCCCGAUGCUCUCGGUCCCAAGCUCUCAUCCCCAUGCUCCCGGUCCCAAGCUCUCAUCCCCAUGUUCUCAGUCCCAAGCUCUCAUCCCCAUUCUCCCGGUCCCAAGCUCUCAUCCCCAUGUUCUCGGUGCCAAGCUCUCAUCCCAUGCUCCCAGCCGCCAGCUCUCAUCCCGAUGCUCUCGGUCCCAAGCUCUCAUCCCAAUGCUCCCGGUCCCAAGCUCUCAUCCCCAUGUUCUCGGUGUCAAGCUCUCAUCCCAUGCUCCCAGCCGCCAGCUCUCAUCCCGAUGCUCUCGGUCCCAAGCUCUCAUCCCCAUGCAUUCGGUCCCACGCUCUGAUCCCUAUGCUCCCAGUCCCCUGCUCCAACCCCCUCUCUCUCGACCCCAUGCUCUCAUCACCCAGCCCCCUGUUCCCACUCACCUAUUUCCAGUCCCCUGUUCCCAUCGCCCUGUCCCCAGUCUCCUGCACCCAGGCCCCUGUUCCCAGUCCCUUGUUCCCACCUUCCCUUUUCGAGUCUCCUGCUCCCGGUCCCAAGCUCUCAUCCCCAUGUUCUCGGUGUCAAGCUCUCAUCCCAUGCUCCCGGCCGCAAGCUCUCAUCCCGAUGCUCUGGGUCCCAAGCUCUCAUCCCCAUGUUCUCAGUCCCAAGCUCUCAUCCCCAUUCACCCGGUCCCAAGCUCUCAUCCCAAUGUUCUCGGUGUCAAGCUCUCACCCCAUGCUUCCAGCCGCCAGCUCUCAUCCCCAUGCUCUCGGUCCCAAGCUCUCAUCCCCAUGCUCCCGGUCCCAAGCUCUCAUCCCCAUGCUCCCGGUCCCAAGCUCUAA